AACUCUCCAACUUCAAUCCCCUGUUUCUACUCAAUUCUUCUCUCACAGGCAUUUCAACAAACACCUUCUCUGCUUUCACAUUAACCGAACGUUUCUCUCUGCAAAACAAAUGGCUAGACCUCAACAUCGUUAUCGUGGAGUUCGCCAAAGGCAUUGGGGUUCGUGGGUCUCAGAGAUUCGCCACCCUUUAUUGAAGACAAGAAUUUGGCUUGGCACAUUCGAAACGGCAGAGGAUGCUGCACGAGCAUACGAUGAGGCUGCGAGGCUCAUGUGUGGACCAAAAGCACGCACCAACUUCCCAUACAAUCCCAAUGAGCCUCAAACAUCUUCUUCUAAGCUUCUCUCAGCAACUUUAGCAGCUAAGCUACACAAGUGUCAUAUGGCAGCUCUCCAACUUCAAGUGACCAAGAAAACUGCACCAAAACAGUCCAAUGGAACGUCUCAAUAUAACCAAUUUGUCACAAGUGAUGGCAUUGGAGGAAGAAGAGUUGAAUUGGGCACAGAAUGGCAGGAGGCCAAAUGGGUUGGUGGGGAAGUUGGUCAAUUGGGGAUCAAUCAACAGCAACAGCAGCAGUUUAAGGCACUUGAAGAUGACCAUAUAGAGCAGAUGAUUGAAGAGUUGCUUGAUUAUGGGUCUAUGGAGUUUUCUUGUCCUGAUGUUUCGUCAACAUAAUUUGUCCAAAUUUAGUAGCUUUAUUAGUCAAUUAACCUCUAUUUAUCUCCUUUGUUAUCCAAGUAAUUCUAAUAAUAAACAUUUAAUAGUUGAAUGAUCUCUCAUGAUCUUGAAUUUUA
Messenger RNA from Tripterygium wilfordii, 792 nucleotides. RefSeq names its product ethylene-responsive transcription factor ERF003-like. The transcript is spliced from 2 exons. The coding region runs from base 110 to 673 and encodes 187 amino acids. The record is from RefSeq and is a predicted model, not a curated record. Gene Ontology annotation, molecular function: DNA binding; DNA-binding transcription factor activity. Gene Ontology annotation, biological process: regulation of DNA-templated transcription. Lineage: Eukaryota; Viridiplantae; Streptophyta; Magnoliopsida; Celastrales; Celastraceae.